CAGUGAAAGCGAAAAUUUAGCAAAGUUUAAUUUUGUUUUUUUUUUGUUUUCUGAUUAUAUUCCUCGGGCAGAUAAACCGGAGGAUGCAAAAGGCUCACAAGGCAAUUUGGGAACGCGACUAUAUCAAAUCAAUUUUACUGGCACGUGAGUCGUUCAAGAUGAAGAAAACUUUGCCCCCGAUACAGGAGGAUGAGACCGAGCCAAUGGAGGACGAGGAAUCUCCAGAGAAGAACGUCAGCCGCAAUCUGUCCAAGGCUUUCAUGAAGCUGGCGGUGACAGAGGACACCGGCGUGAAGCCGAUGUCGGUUGUGGAGCCGCCGCUGCAUGUCACGGGCAAGCCGCUGAACACGAUGACGAACACCCAGUGCCGGGUCGCCAUGAUGGAAUGGCCAUCGACCGGCUGUGGCAAUGGCAACGGCAAGCGCUUCUGCACCGAAAAUGGCGCUAUCGCUGGCUACGAUGCGCACAACAUGAGCUGGGACCCUGACAACGGCUCGCCCGCAUCGAGCUCCGAUGAUCAGCAAUUGGAUCUCGGGCAUCUGCCGCUGCGUCGUCGUCGCCAUCGCAGCUCCAAUAGCAUUUAGAAGCAGCCGUCCAUUAUAGCCAACGCGUGCUGUGGCCCCAAACUCCAUUCACAGCUGGAGGAAGAGCGGAAGAAGUGAAGCAACGAAGAGGCAGGCGAAUAAGAAGAGAAGAUGAAGACGAAGACGAGGAGAAGAGAAAAACAGGACAGGGGCAAAUUAAAUCCAGCCUUAUCCUGAUAUAUGCGCUCCUUAAGAAACUUAGCUCAACUCUAGAUGUGA
Drosophila arizonae is the source of this 803-nucleotide messenger RNA. RefSeq lists its product as uncharacterized. The record is from RefSeq and is a predicted model, not a curated record. Lineage: Eukaryota; Metazoa; Arthropoda; Insecta; Diptera; Drosophilidae.